This is a messenger RNA of Ilex paraguariensis (yerba mate), 2268 nucleotides long. The record is from the annotation of a GenBank genome assembly. Lineage: Eukaryota; Viridiplantae; Streptophyta; Magnoliopsida; Aquifoliales; Aquifoliaceae.
AUGGCGCAGAAGAGAUAUAUAAUAGAGAUCGAGCCGGCAAAGGAAGCGAAGGAUGAGAAGCCAUCAAUCGGUCCGGUGUAUCGCAGUGUGUUCGCUAAGGACGGUUUUCCACCUCCGAUUGACGGAGUGGAGAGUUGUUGGGACAUUUUUCGUAUGUCAGUAGAGAGAUAUCCAAAUAACCCCAUGCUGGGUCGGCGUGAGAUGAUGAAUGGAAAGCCUGGUAAGUAUGUGUGGAUGACUUACAGAGAAGUACACAACAUAGUAGUGAAAGUUGGAAAUUCUGUCCGCAGUUGUGGUGUUGGUGAAGGAGGACGAUGUGGUAUUUAUGGCGCCAAUUGCGCAGAGUGGAUUAUGAGCAUGGAGGCAUGCAAUGCUCUUGGCCUCUACUGUGUUCCUUUAUAUGACACUUUAGGUGCUGGGGCCAUUGAAUAUAUCAUAUGCCAUGCGGAGAUUACGAUUGCUAUUGUAGAAGAAAAAAAGAUACCUGAGUUGUUGAAAACAUUUCCAAAUGCAACAAAGUAUUUAAGAACAAUUGUGAGCUUUGGGAAAGUAACUCCUGAACAAAGGGAAGAAGUUGAAAAGUGUGGCUUGGCUAUAUAUUCUUGGGAAGAAUUUUUACUAUUGGGAGGUAAUAAACACUUUGAUCUUCCAGUAAAAACGAAAAGCGACAUUUGUACAAUAAUGUAUACCAGCGGAACAACUGGUGACCCCAAGGGUGUUAUGAUUUCCAAUAAUAGCAUUGUUACUCUUGUGGCCGGGGUGAAGUGCUUCCUAGAGAGUGUGAAUGAAGGGUUGACUGUGAAGGAUGUAUACCUUUCGUAUCUUCCUCUCGCGCACAUCUUUGAUCGGGUGAUUGAGGAAUGUUUUAUCAACCAUGGGGCUUCAAUAGGGUUUUGGCGUGGGGAUGUCAAAUUAUUGGUCGAGGACAUUGGAGAGCUGAAACCUACCAUUUUCUGUGCUGUUCCCCGUGUGUUAGAUAGAAUUUAUUCAGGUUUGCAACAGAAGAUUUCUUUGGGGGGAUUUUUAAAGCAGAAAUUGUUUAAUGUUGCAUACUCCUCCAAAUUGCGUAACAUGAGGAGGGGGCGUAAACAUCACGAGGCAUCUCCACUUUGGGAUAAAAUUAUUUUCAGUAAGGUUAAGCAAGGGCUAGGGGGCAAUGUAAGGAUUAUUUUAUCUGGAGCUGCACCUCUUGCUCCGCAUGUAGAAGGUUAUCUACGAGUGGUGGCUUGUUGUCAUGUUCUUCAAGGAUAUGGUAGGGUUGUCUUCGAAAAUUUUGCUGGCCUGACGGAGUCCUGUGCCGGGACAUUUGCCGCGAUACCUAAUGAGUUUGAUAUGCUGGGUACAGUGGGACCUCCAGUACCCAAUGUGGAUGUAUGCCUAGAAUCUGUUCCUGAAAUGGGAUAUAAUGCCCUUUCAAGCACACCACGUGGAGAAAUAUGCAUAAGGGGAGAGACCUUGUUUUCAGGGUACUACAAACGUGAAGACCUCACGAAAGAGGUGAUGGAUGAUGGGUGGUUCCACACAGGGGAUAUUGGCGAAUGGCAAAGGAAUGGAAGCAUGAAAAUUGUAGACCGUAAGAAAAACAUUUUCAAGCUCUCACAAGGAGAAUAUGUUGCUGUUGAAAACUUGGAGAAUGUUUAUGGUCUUGUUCCUGAUAUUGAAAUGGUAUACCUUCCAACUGCUUGUGCUUGCAUGUAUACAUAUAUGUCGAUAUGGAUAUAUGGAAAUAGCUUCGAGUCUUUUCUUGUCGCCGUUGUUAACCCCCAUGAGCAAGCAAUUAAAUGCUGGGCUGAAGAGAAUGGUGUAUCAGAGGAUUUUCAUUCCCUCUGUGAGAAUCCCAAGGUGAAAGAAUACAUAAUUGGAGAGCUCAAGAGGGUUGGGAAAGAGAAAAAGCUGAAAGGUUUCGAAUUUAUCAAAGCUGUUCACCUAGAUCCAGUGCUAUUUGACAUGGAUCGUGACCUUCUCACUCCAACUUUUAAGAAGAAAAGGCCCCAAUUGCUCAAAUAUUACCAGCUGAAAGGUUUCGAAUUUAUCAAAGCUGUUCACCUAGAUCCAGUGCUAUUUGACAUGGAUCGUGACCUUCUCACUCCAACUUUUAAGAAGAAAAGGCCCCAAUUGCUCAAAUAUUACCAGAGUGGUAGUCUACGUGCAUCCUAUCAUACUGUCUGUGUAAUUGAGAUGCAUCAUCCGGUGUGGUCCAUUGGAGAUUUCAUGGUGGCCCCUUUUCCUAUUAGAGUGGCAAAUUUUGGCUCCAUACCAUUGCCCUGA